This is a messenger RNA of Brassica napus (rape), 1255 nucleotides long. RefSeq names its product expansin-A8. The record is from RefSeq and is a predicted model, not a curated record. The transcript is spliced from 3 exons. Gene Ontology annotation, biological process: plant-type cell wall organization. NCBI's taxonomy places the organism in Eukaryota, Viridiplantae, Streptophyta, Magnoliopsida, Brassicales, Brassicaceae. Gene Ontology annotation, cellular component: extracellular region. The coding region runs from base 196 to 969 and encodes 257 amino acids.
ACCACUUUUAUUAAUAGUAUCUCUUGCCAUUAUUAUAAAGUCCAAAACUCCUAUAUAUACUCAGUCCCUCCACGUUUGAUCCCAUAUCAGUAUCACGAUUCUCACCAAAAAAAAUCAGAUACUCAAAACUGAAUUAACCAACCCCCAAACUUUCAAAGUCUAGGCUCCACAAAACAAAAACAAAUUAAAAUUAAAAUGGAUACUACAUCAGACUCCAAAUAUUCUAUAAUCUCAAUCUUAUCCAUACUCACUUUAUUAUUCUCUCUCCACGCAGCUCACGGAGACGAUGGGGGUUGGCAAGGUGGUCACGCCACGUUCUACGGUGGCGCCGACGCUUCCGGCACAAUGGGCGGAGCUUGUGGCUAUGGUAAUCUGUAUAGCCAAGAUUACGGGACCAAUACGGCGGCUCUUAGCACGGCUUUAUUCAACAACGGACUCACGUGCGGUGCGUGCUACGAGAUGAAGUGCAACGAUGACCCAAGAUGGUGUCUAGGUUCUACUAUCACCGUCACAGCUACUAACUUUUGUCCACCGAACCUUGGCCUCUCCAACGAUAAUGGUGGAUGGUGCAAUCCUCCUCUUCAGCAUUUUGACCUUGCCGAACCAGCUUUUCUCAAAAUUGCUCAGUACCGAGCAGGCAUUGUCCCCGUCUCUUUUCGAAGAGUACCGUGUAUGAAAAAAGGAGGGAUAAGAUUUACGAUCAACGGACACUCAUACUUCAACCUAGUUCUGAUCUCGAACGUAGGAGGAUCAGGAGACGUCCACGCGGUCUCGAUAAGAGGCUCAAAGACAGGGUCGUGGCAAGCUAUGUCUAGGAACUGGGGACAGAACUGGCAGAGCAACUCUUACCUCAACGACCAAAGCCUCUCGUUCCAGGUCACUACCAGCGAUGGUCGCACCGUCAUUAGCAAUGACGUGGCUCCUUCAAAUUGGCAGUUUGGACAAACCUACCAAGGCGGUCAAUUCUAAACCUUUUUCUGUGCUCACGUGGCUGCAUAUUGUUGAGGUGGCUCCGUAAACACACCCACCAAGUCUUUUGUCAAAAAAAAAAUCACACCCGCCAUAGCUUAGCUUUUUUUUUUUCUCUUUUUUUUUUACGAACUGUUGGUUUACUGAUUGCCUACAAAGAGCAAAGGUUUUUCAUUUGCUUUUACAUCUUUUAUUGAAUUUAGCCUUUUGGCAUACUUUGUUUUUCCUUGUAAUCCAAAAUCUCUUAGCCUUUUAGUAAAAUUAUCAUCAUAAAUAUGUUGCAAUC